This is a messenger RNA of Didymella exigua CBS 183.55, 267 nucleotides long. RefSeq lists its product as uncharacterized. The record is from RefSeq and is a predicted model, not a curated record. The annotation marks the transcript as partial. NCBI's taxonomy places the organism in Eukaryota, Fungi, Ascomycota, Dothideomycetes, Pleosporales, Didymellaceae. The transcript has 2 exons.
CACAACAAGCUAAGUUGUAAUCUUGCCUAUUAUAAAGCCAGCCUUAUCAAAGUUAUAGACGUCCUUAUUACAGAUGCUGUACUUAGCCUUCGUCUGCUCUACAAGCCUGAACUAGUGGAACUAGCCCUAGAUUACCUUAGGAUCCUCGCAAAGGGCUCUCUUGUAGUUGUACUUUCAAUUAAACUUAACUAUAAGCUCUGGGCGACGCUUAACGAACGUGCUAGCCCAGUUCUUGCUAACAGGAGGCUGGUGGCGCUCAGUAAGUAG